Phytophthora nicotianae INRA-310 is the source of this 843-nucleotide messenger RNA. RefSeq lists its product as hypothetical. NCBI's taxonomy places the organism in Eukaryota, Oomycota, Peronosporomycetes, Peronosporales, Peronosporaceae. Bases 1 to 843 code for a protein of 280 amino acids. The record is from RefSeq and is a predicted model, not a curated record. The transcript has a single exon.
AUGGCGGACAUUUACGACCUUCAUUUCGCGACGACCUCAGCUGUCUAUGACGAACAAGUGAAACAAGUGCUGACGAAAUGGUCAGGUGACGAACACUUGGUUGGCUUCAAAGACUAUUUCGAGCGCACAUGGGUAACAAGCGCAUUUUGGCGAUGGCAGUCUUUUCAUACGCCGAGUGGAUUUGCCACAACGAACAACCCGGUCGAACAGUUCAAGAGGUUGAUAAAGCGUGACUACACUCUCCGAACGAAGCACAAGAUCGGAACAUUGGUCCAGUUGCUCGCGGAUUGCUGUCAGCAUCAAUCUGUCACCCCCAAGGUAUUCAAGGAAUUGCCUGAGCCAACUCAACAGCUCAAAGCUCGAGUAAAAGAUUUCCGGCGCCGAGAUCUCCUUCUCGACAGGAUUUCUGGACGGUCGAGCAUUGAGUUCUUACUGGCGUCCCCGAACCCGAAUGAGGUUAGUGUAUUGUCGCGCGGCUGUUCUAGCGUUUAUCUACCUGAGUUGGGGCGUAGUAGAGAAACAGCCACUGUCUCGGCUCAGAUGGGCACCAAUUACGCUCGCAUGGAGAUGGAGGGUCAGCCGGAUGGUGACUGGAGCGUCGACGUUACUGCGAUGACAUGUGGGUGCAAGUAUUACUUCAAGUUCUCAAUAUGUAUUCACCUUCUGUUUGCUCUUCAAGUUAAGAGCCACACCGGUUUGGAUGGAAAGAGAACCCUCGUGAACUGCACGGUAGCGAGAAAGCGCCGCCGCACUCGGCAAGAAACUCCCCAUAUUAGCGGCGCGAGUUCCCAAGUUCCUGUUGGUCGUCCUCGGACAAACGGCCACGCACUUAGCAUGGACUAA